AUGUUUGUAUGCCAUUAUCUGUCACCUCAUCUGGCAGGCAAUCAAAUUGGCAAUGAAGGGUUCAGAUAUAUUGCCAAUAGUGACUGUUUAAAGAACCUGACUCUUUUGGUUCUGGAAAGCAAUGUAAUUGGAAAGGAAAGUAGUAACUUCGUUUCCAAUAGUGAAUGGUUUAAAAAGUUGACUUCUUUGAAUGUGGGAGGUAAUGAAAUAGGUUCUGGAGGCAUUAAAUGUAUGUUUGAUAGCGAAUGGAUGAAAACCUUGAGGUCUUUGGAUCUGAUAUGCAAUCAAAUUGGCAAUGAAGGGGUCAAAUAUAUUGCUGCAUGUGAAUGGUUGAAAAAUUUGUCCUCUUUGGGUCUGUGUGCCAAUAGAAUUAGCAGUGAAGGUGUUGGUUAUAUCGUUAAUAGUGGACAUUUUAAGAAUUUGACAUCUUUGAAUCUGGAAGACAACGAAAUUGGCAAAGAAGGUGUUAUGUUUAUUGUUGACAGUACAUGUUUCAAGAAUUUGACUUCUUUAAAUCUGGGGAGUAAUGCAUUAGGUAAUAGAGACAUUAGACGUAUUUCUUAUAGUGAAUGGUUGAAUAACUUGACAUCUUUGGGUCUGUGUGCCAAUAGAAUUAGCAGUGAAGGUGUCAAAUAUAUCGCUACUAGUGAAUGUUUUUUGAAUUUGACUUCUUUAAAUCUGGUCUGCAACUAUAUUGACAAUGAAGGUGCCAAAUAUAUUGCUAAGAGUGAGUUCUUACGGAAUUUGACUUCUUUUAAUACGGAAGAUAUUGACUAG
This is a messenger RNA of Naegleria lovaniensis, 777 nucleotides long. RefSeq lists its product as uncharacterized. The transcript has a single exon. The record is from RefSeq and is a predicted model, not a curated record. Gene Ontology annotation, cellular component: perinuclear region of cytoplasm; cytosol; nucleus. Bases 1 to 777 code for a protein of 258 amino acids. Gene Ontology annotation, molecular function: small GTPase binding; GTPase activator activity. Gene Ontology annotation, biological process: nucleocytoplasmic transport; activation of GTPase activity. NCBI's taxonomy places the organism in Eukaryota, Heterolobosea, Eutetramitea, Acrasida, Naegleriidae.